Etheostoma spectabile (orangethroat darter) is the source of this 1396-nucleotide messenger RNA. RefSeq names its product Rab acceptor 1 (prenylated) (gene rabac1). The coding region runs from base 139 to 762 and encodes 207 amino acids. Gene Ontology annotation, cellular component: Golgi apparatus. The record is from RefSeq and is a predicted model, not a curated record. NCBI's taxonomy places the organism in Eukaryota, Metazoa, Chordata, Actinopteri, Perciformes, Percidae. The transcript has 6 exons.
CGUUGCGGUCACUAGGUGGCGGUGUUUUGCGUCUAGACAGCAGGAAGUUAAAUAACAUCCACAUCACAUCCGUGAACCAAAACAGCAACAAAAAGGUCUGAGCCAGUCCCAUCAAGGUUCUGCUAAGACAGUUUAUAGAUGCCAUCUGGAGCUCCAACGGGGGAGAACUGUCUCGUAGACAUGGAGAGCAAAGCUGGAGACCUGUUCAGCGCUGAGGAUGCUCAUCCAACUGGCACAGGUGGAGCUGGAUUCUUGGCAAAGCUCUGGUUCCCCAAAGGCCUCUCAGUCGGUAUGGCUAAAGAGUGGAUCGACAGGCGUCGGGUGUCCAUUCGACCAUGGGCCAGCUUCGUGGACCAACGCAAGUUUUCAAAACCCCGCAACUUUGGAGAGUUGUGUCAGAGGGUGGUGAAAAACGUGGACACUUUUAACAGCAACUAUACCUUCAUCUUCCUGGGUCUAAUCCUCUACUGCAUUAUCAGCUCUCCCAUGCUACUGAUUGCCUUGGCUGUGUUCGUUGGUGCCUUCUACAUAAUUCACCUCAAGUCCUUGGAGUCCAAAUUGGUUGUCCUCGGCAAGGAGCUGACUGUCCCUCACCAGAUGAGUCUGGCCGGAGCUGUUUCUCUACCUGUGUUCUGGUUAGCUGGAGCUGGAGCUGCAGUAUUUUGGGUUCUGGGAGCAACGCUGUUUGUGAUUGGCUCUCAUGCUGCGUUUCGUGAGUUGGAGGGAUCCGACUUUGAAGAGCUCCUAAUGGAGCCUGUGUGAAAAGCAGGCUCCACCCUGUAAUCACAUUGGCCCAGUGGGGUUGAGGAAGAGCUGUUCCUAGAUCUGUUCCUUCCUGUGCGUAUUCCCUGUAUUAGAAUGCACCUUGUCUUGCCUCUGAAGUAGUUGUUGUUACAGACUAUAUUGCCUUUUAUUUAAACUCAUUCAUACACAUAACUUUCCAUAUGCACAAAAAAUAAUUUGUUAAUAACUAUUUAAGCACAUACAAAUGUUACGCCUUUCUCUGCUAAUGUUAUACCUUGAAUGCCUCUGGUUUGUGUCAAACAGCCUUUUUUUCCCUGCAAUUUACCUUACACACAGACAUAUCUUCCAUUUAUGAAUCUCUUAUAUUCUUUAUCUGUGAUCUACUAUAGAUAUCUUUAGAAAUGGCUCCCGUGUCUGAACCACGUGACAAGAUUGCUGCUUUCUUAUAUAAAGAUAAUGUAUACAAUAAAUGCAAUGUUUGCAAUUCUAAACUGCUACAAACAAAAUCCAUUUUCCAAAGGAAAAGUGCCAUGUAAAGCUUUAAAAUCUCUUAUAAUAAUCAAUACUACAUUUUUUUAUUUAGCAGAAUACAAAAACACAUUUGGCAUCUCCGAUAGGGUACUUAACAUAGAUAGGUUGAUGAGAAGACAUC